UGAUGCUUUGUUGCGCUGAAUUGAAUUGCACGCCUUCAUUCGAUUGGACAAUAACAUACGCAAAGCGUUAACAACGUUUAGUAAGCAUCGGCUAAUAGAGAACGAGCUCACAAACGUCAUCAUAUAUUUGUCCUAGCCCAAGUAGGAGUAUGAAAUUAGGGAAUACCUCCUAAGCUGGUAUUUUUCAUUAUACAACGUGAACAACUGCAGAAGAAUUGUACUUCAUGCAAAGACCGAAACCAACUAACGGCAAAGAUGCUCUGAACUGUCUGGUAACGGUUUACUCCAGGAAAUAACGUUGAAUCUCGCAAAACGUCAGCAGCGCGAUCUCGCUCUGCUGUUGAGGUUACUAUGGAAACUGGCGCUGAAAAUCAGAGAAGAACCUUCAUGUUCAACAUUUGGUAAUUAAUGGUGGAGCUGCCCCUGGGCUCCGGGUGGUGUUUUAGCUCCAUGUAGCGCCAUCCACGGGUCCGAAGUAAACAUGGAAGUGCUAUACAAUUGAAAAAAAUGAGGAAAAACAGAAAAUCCAGAGGAAAACCACAGUAACAGAGACGUUAUGGUUGACACAGAGGAGAUCCAAGUGAGUUUUCCUAAUGAACAUUCUGGUGAGGAUCCGGAAAAAAAUGCCUCAGAAGUUCAAGAUGAGAUAAACAGAGGAGACACUCAAAACAACUGCAUGAGGAGACUGGGAUCCAUGUGGCAAGCCAUUGUGAUUGCUGUUUUGAUGGUGCUUGUUUGUGGUGUGACCGGCAUUCUCUUUAUUCAGAUAAAUAAAAACCAAAGUGUGACAGCAGGAUUUCAGUACACGGCAGAGGAGGUAUUCACUAUGUGGAACAUCACCAAGCAGUUGCAAAUAGAAAACAGUGAGCUGAAGCAACUUCUGAACUGCACUGGAAACCUCACCCUUCUGAGAAGUGAAUAUGGCCAGCUGGAACUUUUCAUGAAUGCCACUCUGUACAACUUGACUUUGAUGUCAGCUGAAAAAACACAGCUGAGCAUGCUAUUGAAGAAUACAAUGCAAGAAAAAACACAUUUGCAAGUGAGAAACAAAGAGCUGAACAUGCUUCUAAAAUCAACCAUGGAAAACUACAGCCUUGUGGAAGAAGAGAAGAGACAACUGAACCUGCGUCUGAACAAAUCACUGCACAACAUCACUAUGGAAACUGCAGAAAACAAACGCCUGCACCAGCUGUUAAUCAAUGAACAGCAAACCUCCAUGCAGCUAGAAGCAGAAAAUCAAAAACAGCGUUCAAUCCUGUUCUCUAACCAUCUGACUUUCCUCUGGGGAUUCUGCAACAAAAGCACACUGCACUGUUCACGCUGCCUGCCAGGCUGGGUCGAGCACGCCUCACGCUGCUUCUUCCUGUCCUCAGUAGCAGAGAAGUGGGAAGUUGCUCGCCAGUUGUGCAUUAGCAUGGGUGGUGACCUGGCUAUUGUUUUGAAUGCUGAAGACCAGGCAUUCUUGACCAACAUGACUUUUCAGUAUGUACAGGCACACCCUCAAGAAGACUUCCAUUCAGCGUGGAUCGGGUUGCAGGACAUGGUGAAGGAGGGCACCCAUUUAUGGAUCAAUGGCAAAACUAUCAAGUGGGAUGUCAUUUACUGGAAGGAAUCAGAGCCAAACAAUGCCGUUCCCGACUGGGACACCGACUUGUCAGGACAGGACUGUGUUGCCAUUGUGCCACCGAAAGGCAUUGGAGGGAAGGACUGGUUAAACUCCUGGGAUGACAUUGUUUGUGUUGGCAAACGGCACUACCUGUGUGAGACCAUGGCUCUCGGGCCUGAGUGACAGAGCUGGGAUGUGGUAGUCUACUUUCAGUCCCAGUCUCCUGAUGUGUGCUGGACUACAAUGUCUUCUCCCAAAAUGUGAUCUAUUACUGAAUGUAUUCUGCGAUAUAAAAGAUGAGCGUCAUUGUUGGGAUAUUAAUGUUGACUCAGUAUUCAACUCUGGUUUUUAAACUGCUCUUUAUGGUGUUUAAGUAGUCUUAAAAACACAGUACUUGAAAACCAGCUUGCUUUUCCGAUGCUGCUAAAAAAUAUUUGGUAAGAGGCCACAAUACAUGUGGCUUCACACAACCAUUUAAAAAAAUAUUCCUGACCAUUCAGAGUUUGGCAACAGUGGUAUGGUGGUGGCCAAGUGCAAUACACACUUUUCCCCACACAAUACUAUUUCCCUACAUAAUACUACACGAUACUAUUUCAUUAAUUGAAAGAAUCUUCAUGAAAAUUAGAUCAUAAAUGGUCCUCAAAACACAGCCAAAAUAUAGUAGCUGUUGUGCAAGAAUGUUCUUAUUAAUAUCACAAUAUUACAUUGAAAAGGGGAUUCCCUGUUGGAGGGAGAAAACAACGCAAGAUUAAGGGGCAUCAUAAGGGGUACUAGGCAUGUCCUGGUAUGCCCUUGUAUCCACCUCAGAACUGCCAAUAUGUCAGAACACAACACCCUCCUCUGCAUUUACUCAGGGCCAACUCCAGCAAUUUACUAAAACACCUGCACUGUGAGUCAAUGUCAUCUGUUAAAGAUGUGGAGGAAAAGCAGAAGCUAAAUCUGGCCCUGAUCACCUAAAUAAUAGCUGAAAAUUAACAGCAAAAGCACAUUUUGGGGUAACACUGGUGCAAUUAAUUACAAAAAUAUUUGAUUAGAUACAUUUCUAUCAAUGUGCCUCCAUUGAAUUUUGUGGUCUGAAAUGUGUGGUCUGCAGUCCUUGUGUACAGUUUAUGUCUUGGAGAAACUCUAUGGGUGUGUUUUGUACACAGAAUUGAUUUUUUGCUAUUAAACUGACCA
Messenger RNA from Seriola aureovittata, 2782 nucleotides. RefSeq names its product low affinity immunoglobulin epsilon Fc receptor-like. NCBI's taxonomy places the organism in Eukaryota, Metazoa, Chordata, Actinopteri, Carangiformes, Carangidae. Bases 557 to 1789 code for a protein of 410 amino acids. The record is from RefSeq and is a predicted model, not a curated record. The transcript is spliced from 2 exons.